Messenger RNA from Copidosoma floridanum, 1126 nucleotides. RefSeq names its product fatty acyl-CoA reductase wat-like. Gene Ontology annotation, biological process: long-chain fatty-acyl-CoA metabolic process. Gene Ontology annotation, cellular component: peroxisome. Gene Ontology annotation, molecular function: alcohol-forming very long-chain fatty acyl-CoA reductase (NADP+) activity. The record is from RefSeq and is a predicted model, not a curated record. Lineage: Eukaryota; Metazoa; Arthropoda; Insecta; Hymenoptera; Encyrtidae.
AUGGUCAUAUCAUCAUUCCGAGAACCACUAAGUGGAUGGAUUGAUAAUGUUUCCGGACCCACCGGUGCGUUAGUUGGAGGUGGAGUCGGUCUGAUUCGAACAUUGAACAUCGACAGGGAUUGUACAGCUGAAAUGAUACCUGCUGAUCUCACAAUCAACGCUCUGAUUUCUACAGCUUGGGAUAUUGCCAACAAUAAAAAUGCCGAUGACGAGCCACCGAUCUACAACUACCAUUCGAGUUGGACAAACCGAUUGACAUGGGGCAAAUACGUCGAGUUGGCCUUCAAGCACGGCAAAAAACUACCAUCCAUGCAAAGCCUCUGGUGUUACUCAAUGACCGAGACGAAGUAUAUCUACUUCCACUACUUCCUGAUACUCGUUUUGCACAUGUUACCAGCCAUCAUCAUUGACACUGCUCUUCUCGUCACAGGAAAAAAAGCAAAGUUACUGAAGAUGUACAAAAAAAUCCACAAGUAUAUGCGAGUUACGGCUUACUUUAGCACGAAGAAUUGGAAUUUUAGAAAUAACAAUGUUCUAAAGCUUUGGGAUAAAUUAUCAGAGGAGGACAAAGAAAUAUUUUUCUUCUCCAUGAAAGACUUUGACUGGGACACUUACAUGAAUAUAUGUGUCCAUGGAAUUAGAAGAUUCAUAUUCAAGGAUACUCUUGAUACCAUACCCAAAGCUAAAAAACGGAUGUCAAGGUUGGUCAUACUCCACAAAAGCAUUAAGUAUGCAGUCUUUGCUCUUUUCCUGUGGGGUCUCUACUUGAUUUUCUACUACGCUCUAUCAAUGAGUUCGAAUUCAAGCUAUAGUUUAUUUAGCGAAAGUAUCACAGUCCGGUAAUGAAACAAAAACAAACAACUUUGACUACGAUAUAACCAUUACAGUUGGCCUCGAAGCGCCAGGGCCGCUGUCCUAUUAUAAUUUCAUACAACGUCGCGAGUUUUGGAAGUAAUAAGAAGAGGCUCUUAUUUUUAUACAAAACGGAAAAACCUUGAAACACCAAGAGGAGUCUCUUGUGGGCCAUUUUCAAUUCACUGAUGAGAUAGCAGCUUUACUAACCAUGUAAAAGCUAUCUUUGUUUAACGUUAUUUAAAAAUCUCAUUUUUCAUUUUCAAAUUAAAAA